Messenger RNA from Pezoporus occidentalis (night parrot), 4762 nucleotides. RefSeq names its product FERM domain containing 6 (gene FRMD6). The record is from RefSeq and is a predicted model, not a curated record. Bases 241 to 2142 code for a protein of 633 amino acids. NCBI's taxonomy places the organism in Eukaryota, Metazoa, Chordata, Aves, Psittaciformes, Psittacidae. Gene Ontology annotation, biological process: positive regulation of hippo signaling. Gene Ontology annotation, cellular component: cytoplasmic side of apical plasma membrane; cytoskeleton. The transcript is spliced from 14 exons.
AAGGGGCGGGGGCGGCUGCGGGCUGGGCUGCACGGCUCCGCUAGGCUUGGCUCGGCGCGGCUCGGCUCGGCGCGGCUCGGCUCGGUUCGGCUCGGCUCGGUUCGGCUCGGCUCGGCUCGGCUCGGCAGGCAGCGCGGUCCCCGAAGCCGCAGGUAGGGAUGGCGCCCACGGGGACCGAGGCCACCCCAGCCCGCUGGUGAGGUGCCCGCCACCCGCCCCAAGCCCCGAGCCUGAAGCACGAUGAACAAACUGACCUUCCACAACAACAGAGUCAUGCAGGACCGCCGCAGCGUUUGCAUCUUCCUUCCCAACGACGACUCUCUCAACAUCAUCAUCAAUGUGAAGAUUUUGUGCCACGAAUUGCUGGUGCAGGUGUGUGACCUCCUGAGGCUGAAGGACUGUCACCUCUUUGGGCUCAGCGUCAUCCAGAACAAUGAGCACGUGUACAUGGACCUGGCCCAGAAACUCUACAAGUACUGCCCUAAGGAGUGGAAGAAGGAGGCCAGCAAGGUCAGCGGUGAGGUCUUGCAUGGAGAGCUGACGGCAGUAAGGCCACCUCUGUCCCCGUUGCAGGGGAUUGACCAGUUUGGCCCUCCGAUGAUCAUCCACUUCCGAGUGCAGUACUAUGUAGAAAACGGCAGGCUGAUCAGUGACCGGACCGCACGCUACUACUACUACUGGCACCUGCGGAAGCAAGUGCUGCACUCGCAGUGUGUGCUGCGUGAGGAAGCCUAUUUCCUCCUCACUGCCUUUGCCCUCCAAGCCGACCUGGGCGACUUCAAGCGCAACAAGCACUGUGGGAAGUACUUCGAGCCCGAAGCCUAUUUCCCUGCCUGGGUGGUUGCAAAGAGGGGCAAGGACUAUAUCCUGAAGCAUGUCCCAAACAUGCAUAAAGAUCAGUUUGCUCUGACAGCCUCUGAAGCGCACCUCAAGUACAUCAAGGAGGCUGUCCGGCUGGAUGAUGUGGCUGUGCACUACUACAGGUUGUACAAGGACAAAAGGGAGGUUGAGGCCUCCCUGACACUGGGGCUGACAACACGGGGCAUCCAGAUCUUCCAGAACUUGGAUGAAGAAAAGCAGCUGCUCUAUGACUUCCCCUGGACAAACGUUGGAAAGCUGGUGUUUGUGGGCAAGAAGUUUGAGAUCCUGCCGGACGGGCUGCCCUCAGCCAGGAAGCUCAUCUACUACACGGGCUGCCCGCUGCGCUCCCGCCACCUCCUGCAGCUGCUCAGCAGCAGCCACCGGCUCUACAUGAACCUGCAGCCCGUGCUGCGCCAGGUCCGCAAGCUGGAGGAGAAUGAGGAGAAGAAGCAGUACCGUGAGUCGUACAUCAGCGACACCCUCGACCUGGACAUGGAGCAGCUGGAGAAGCGCUCGCGGGCCAGCGGCAGCAGUGCCGGCAGCGUGCGGCACAAGCGCCUGUCCCGGCACUCCACUGCCAGCCAUAGCAGCUCCCACACCUCGGGCAUCGAGACCGACCCCAAGCCCAGGGAGAUGGGGCCCGAGGAUGGCUUCUCGGGCACCGGUGCCCACCGCAAGCUGAAGACCUGCAGCUCCAUGACCAGCCAUGGCAGCUCCCACACCUCUGGGGUGGAGAGCGGUGGGAAGGACCGGCUGGAGGAGGACUCCCAGGAUGAUGAAAUCGAGAUGCUGGUGGAUGACCCCCGGGAGCUGGAGCAGGCUGGUGAGAUGGAGGUGAGCCCUGACAUGUGCGUCUACAUCACGGAGGACAUGCUGCUGUCGCGCAAGUUCAAUGGGCACUCAGGGCUUAUUGUGAAAGAGAUCAGCUCCUCCACCUCCAGCUCCUCAGAGACAGUGGUGAAGCUGCGGGGACAGAGCACUGACUCCUUACCCCAGACAACAUGCAGGAAACCGAAGACAUCAACCGACCGGCACAGCCUGAGCCUGGAUGACAUUCGUCUCUACCAAAAGGACUUCUUACAACUGGCCAACCUCUGCCAGGACACAGCCCAGAGCUACACCUUCGGCUGUGCCCAUGGGCUGGAGGAGGAAGGGCUCUACUGCAACGGCUGCUUGGCCCAGCAGUGCAUCAACAUCCAGGAGACCUUCCCUGUCAAAAGAACCAGCAAAUACUUCUCAUUGGAUCUCACCCAUGAUGAAGUCCCUGAGUUUGUCGUCUGAGCACCACAGGGGGCAGGACCAGCUGCCCUCCCCCUAGGGGGAGGCUGGGGCUCCCUGCCCUGCAUCCAGGCUGUCAGUGUUGCCUUUCCCUCACCCCACACCCCUCCCUGCAAACCGAGGCCGUGGAAACUCGGGGAACACCCCAGCAGUGGGCAGGAUGGAGUCCCCGGGCAUGGCAGAGUCCCACCGGUGGUCCCCCAGCAUCCUUUCUCCUCCGGAUGAGUUUGUGCCAAACACAAGUUGUUUUAUUUCAACUGGGAGAAGCACAACUUGUUUGAGCUUGCAGAAGUCAGCCUGUGUUUUCUCACUGCCUUGUGGCGAGGUGGCCUUUUCUCCUCCUUGCCCCCAUCCUCCGUGCUGCCGGUGGCUCUGGCAGUGGCUUGGUGGCAGCCAAUGCUGGAGAGAAAGUGCCAGACUGUUGUGUUCAAGUCAAGCCAAAGAAAUGUAAAUACCCUAAAGGCCAGUAUAGGGAGGGAGAAUUAAGCAAUAACCAGCCGGGGAUUGAUGAACCAUGGAGGAAGGCAUGGCCAGCAGCAUCAACCAGAGCAUCAACCAGAGUAUCAGCCCAGUUCUUCCAAAACCACGUGCUGGAGGUGAGGCCAGAGUGAUCCCAGCAGGGUGGCUGAGAGCUCUCAAAGCCAUUUGCAGCUUCAUUUUUGUUCUUCUUUUCUCUGAGAAAAAAAAACCAAAACCCAAAACCACCCAUCCAAGAAAGCCAAAAGCAAAGGAGGGUGGAAAAGAAUAGGUCACCUGUAAGGAUAUUGCAAUAAUGCGUCCCAGACUUUGAAUAUAUAGAGAUUACAUAUAUAAAUAUAUCAAGGUAUGUAUGUUUAUAUAUGUCUGGAUCUUAUAGACCCAUUUGCAUUUUACUUCUGCCCUAAAAUACCUUUUAUACAAAGGAUCUGCCUCUCUUCUUUAAUGAACCAUAUAAAUAAUCAUAUUUUUUUCUAAGCACUAAGUGAGAAAAUAGACUUUCAUCUUGAGAAGAAUAUGUAUGCAACCGCGUUGUAAUUGUGGCUCUUCCUGGUGCAGUCUCUGUUGUAUUUUACCAAGGCUUUUCAUGCGUCUUUAAGUUUCUUACAGUUCAAAUAGUUCUGCUAAAGAAUGAUGGUGAUGUGCUAGAAAAACCCAAGGGCGGCUUCUGAGUGUGUCCCAGGGAAGCCAGCCUGCCCAGAUGUAAUAUUUACCAUUGGUACUGGAGGGUGAAGCAUUACAGCAGCUAAUACUCACAGCACAAUGCCUUUUUAGUCAAUAUUUUUAAUUAGAGUUUAGUGAUUGACAGCCAAAGUUUUGCCAUAUUUUGAUAUACCACCUUUUUUUAACUGGAACCUUUUCUUAAAAGAAAAAAAUACUAUUUUAUAAAUGAGCACAAUCUUAUUUUUAUAAAAAAUACUGGGGGAGAGAGCCAAGAAGGGAGAACUAAUACCAAAAGAAACAGAGAGUGGCUGUUGGCACAGUGCAAAACCCCUCAGUGUUACUGUGAUGAGGGAGCUGGUAGGGGAGAGCUUCAGGCACUGUUGGGGCUCUGCACUAUGGGACCGUGGCACGAGCACAGCAUGUCCCGAUCCCAGCACUUGAUCUCACCCAGCACAAGGGAUAUUAUUGGAAAUGAUAGACAGCCAAAUGCUGGCAGAGCAAGCAGGAAGAUGCUGUCCCCCAAAGCUAGUUUUUAUCUCCCCUAAAGCUGCCCAGGGCAACUGGAGGGAUGCUGCAUAGGGGGCUCAGGCCCAUGUGCUUCGUUCUAGUUUUGGGGGGACCCCAGAAAACACCCGAAAAGCCUCAUUUGUGGGUACCACAUCUCAGAGUGGGAUGCUUGCAUUUGGUAGCAGCAGACCCUUGUCCACAGCCAGGUUUGUGAUUGCUGGGUUGUGUGUGUCUGCCAUGCAUGGGCUGGUAUGGUCAGGAAAAUACCCUAAAUUCAUCCCCAGCCUCUUCUUUUCCCCUCUACCAGCCCCUGUGAGGCAGUGGGGCUGCAGCACCCAGGUGGGGGGGUCCUGCUGGCACCCCUCCACCAGCAAGUCUGGGGUGCCCUCCAUGGGACACUCACCCACUGCUCUGCAGAAAUGCGUAGCUGGAGGGACAAAAAGGGUAAAUCGUGUAAAGAAAUGCCCAAUGAUGUUCAGAAAGCAUUGGGGGCAGGGGGGAGCAGCUAAAUCAGGGCUUCUCCAUUUCUUCUCCUACCCCGUUAUCUUACAGGUGAACCUGGAAGAAAGCAGGGUUUGGGGUGCUAAAGAGGGCAGCGAUGGAGCUCACACCUGGGCAAAUGGGAGUGGGGCUGUGCCAGGGAGUAGUGGGGGGAACAUAGAGGUGCCAUUUAUUCCGUGGGUGGCCAGGGUGUCUGCAGGGUCAUGCUGGGAAAUGGGGUGGCAGUGCCUGAGUGCCCUUAGUGCCACUGCCCCUGCAGUAAUGAGCUAUCUGUCUGCACGAACAAAAUAGUCCUUUCUGUGAAAGGAUCUUCCCGUCAGGGUGAUGGGAGAGCCAGUGACUGUGUUGCAAAAGGGAAACACAGGGAAAGCUAUACAAAAACCCCGCAGUGAAAUCAUUUUGUACCAAUGAAGUUUGUUGUGUGCCUUUUGCGGUACGGCUGGAAACGACAAUAAAGUGAAAGUUGUUUGCAUUA